AUGUCUGAUAAUCUCAUUUUACUUCUUAAUCAAUUAAGUUAUCAAAUAGUUGCGGCAUCUUAUAAUGGAGAAAAAAGGUUUAGUUCUACACGAGUGGAUGAUAAUAAUUUUAAAAAAUGCGUUAAAAAAUUAAGAAAAUUAGGAUGUGAUGUUCUUCUUAAUAAAUCUAAUACAUUACCACCUCCGGAUCCUUGUAUAACUGAUUACGGUGGUAAUUGGAGCCCUGUGACGUUAUUAUCUGAUUAUGCAAAGUCACUGGAAACCAAGUUUUUAAAAAAAUAUUCUGAUAUUCUUAAUAAUAGUGUGAAAUCUUUACAAGAGGGAGAAUAUGACUGUGUUAAUGAUUUACUAAAAUUUUUACUUAUUAUUAGAGGACCUAGUCAUGAAAUUAAAAAUGAGGCUGAUAAAUUUACCAGUAACGAUUCAAAUUUUUCACUUUGUGAUAGAGAUUCAUUUUAUAGUCUAUUAGAUGAAUGCAUGCCAUGUUUUACCAACAAUGCAUCUAGUAAAUUUUCUCAUCAGAAAAGUAUAAUAUAUGAAGAAAGUUGGACCAAGGCUUUCGGUGACAAAUUUCAAAGUCUUGGAGAAAGUUCGAAAAAAAAUUUUUUUUUACAUUCAGGAAAAAAAAGUCUUGAUUCCGUAUUCAAAAACAAUAAUAUUUCUCCUGCGCCUAGUCGAACAGCAUUUGGUUUUACGGAUAUUUGUUCAGACAGAACAAUCAAAAAGGACAAGAGAAUUUUUGACAAGAAACAUUUAUAUUUUACUGCUAAUUCCUUAUUGGACAGUUUUGUUGAUAAUCCAAUUACUCAUAAGUUACCUGGUAUAAAUAUUUCUCGAAAAGAACAGCUUUCGCAAGACAAUCAGUUAAAAAAAAAAUUAGAUAUAAAUAAAGAAAAUGAUCAAAUUUCUGAAGACCUAUCCCAAGUAAGUCUUUCAAUAGACUCUGGAAGGAAAGUCGAUGUAAGAAGAGACUCAAAUUUUUUUCAAAGUUUCGAUACUUUACGUGGGAAAAACGAAAAGAGUUCUGCGACAUGUUAUAUCAGUGAUGAAAUUUCACUUCACCCCAAUGAUAAAAACAUGAGCAAGGGUUCGCAGACAUCAUGCUCAUCUUAUUCGAAAGAUAUAAUAUUAGGACUUUGGGAACAUGAUAAAGCUUUAAUAAAAGAAUUCAGGCCGGAAUUGGCUAGUUGUUUGCCUACCUUAAGAAUGAUUUCAAUUUAUAAAUUCAUUGAAGAUGUAAAAUAUCUGUUAACAGGAAUAAAUAGUGAAACUUUUAUUUAUCAGUCAGAUGAAAAAACAUUUGUAAUAAAAUAUGGAACGUGUUUGAGAGACGUCACACCGGAAAGCUUGUAUCAUUUUUCUAAAGAAUUUGUUGAAAUAGGAAAUUGUUAUAAAUUAUUAAAUGAUCGAGCUGUAAAAAAUUGUAUAAAUGAAUCAAAAACAUGCAAUACCAUAUUUCAGGCAUUUUGGAAAAGUAUAUAUGACUACUUAGAACUUCAUUAUUCAAUGAUAUUGGAAAUUCCCAUAAAUGUUAAUUUGAUGUUGUUCAAGUCUAUAACUUCAAAUAUAUACGACAUGAUUAUAACAAUAUCAAAUAUCUGUCAGGUUUUCGAUGCUAAAACUUUACCGGAGGAUGGAAAAUUAAUUACUUAUUUGUUACAAAUGUUGGAAAAAAUAAAUAAGAAAAAUGUUAAAAAUGUUGUCGUUGGUAUACUUCAAAAUUGUUGUUCGGUUUAUCUUAGGUUUAUAAAAUAUUACAACUACCUUCGUACCAGACAAAAAAAAAAAAAAAAUUCUUUUAUUCAAUUCAAAAAAAUCUUUUGUUUUUUUUUAUUUAGAUGUAUUCUUCAACCUUGGAUGUUUGCGGGUACUUUAAAACAUGAAAAUUGUGAUUUUUUCAUUGAUUAUUUGAAACAGAAAACAAAUAUCAAAAGUCGAACUUACUACAAAUCCUUUCAAAUAAUUAAACAAAAAGUUCCAACGUUUUUAAAUGGAUUAGAAAAAAGUAUAUUAAACUGUGGGAAAAGUAUUCAUUUUUUAAAAUUAUUUAAUUCGAAGGAUAAAUUUUGUCAGCUUUUGGAAAAAUCAGAUUUUCCCAUUUUGCAACUGUGCCUAUCGGAAAACGAAUUUGAAAAACUCGAUGAAAAAUUUAAAGAAUACAAAGAAAAAGUGUUGAAAGAAUGCGGAGAAUUUACAUCGUUGAAAAAUCUAAUGGAAAACGAUAAGGAAAAAGAAAAGUGUUACGUCGAGUACGUGAAAGAGUGUAAAAUGAAAGCGGAAAACGAAAGAAAAGAGAAAAAAAUGAAACAAUUGGAAAAUUUCAAAAAUAAAAAAGAUAUUCAAAAUAAAUUACUCAACGAAGAAAUAAGUAAAAUGAGAGCGGAAAAGGUUAGGAAAAAAUUAGAAGAAGAAAAUGCUAUUAGAGAAAUAGAAGAAAAGAUAAAGAGAGCCGAGGAAAAGGAAGCGGACGCGAUUAGGGAAGAAAAGAAAAAAAUUAUCAAAUAUUAUAAUAAAAUGAUGCGGGCUUUGGAUUUCCAAAUGGACAUUGUCGAAACGAGAAAACAAAAUCUAAUGAAAAUGAGUCGAAAUUAUUGUACGAACAAAAGUGUAACGGAUUUGAUAAACAACGAUCAGAACGACAACAACAACACGGAAGUUAUAUUUGAAAUGACGGAAAAUGGCAACGAUCAAAUUUCACUCACGUCGGAAAAUGUCGAUUUAAAUUCGAAUCCGAUUUUUUUCGAUGCAAUCAGUCAAUGCGAAGACAAUGAUGGAAAACAAUCUUGUGAAAAGGUUUUGACAGAACAAAACAAUCACACGGUUUCGUUCGAUGAAAAUUCAAAUGUCGAGGAAUCGACGAUUUUAAACAACAAUUCCAUUUCUCAAAACGCAGGAGCAUUGGAAUCUCAGGAAACGGUUAAAAAUAACAACAAAAAUUUUGAUUUUAAAGGAGCUUCAAUAUGGAAAACUGCUUCGAGAGAAGCGGCAAGAAACAAAAUCAAAUGUUUGACGUCGGAAUAUGGCGGCGCGUUUUUCUCCACGGAGUCAAAUCAUUUCAACAUGAAAUCUUUGUCGGAUAAUAUGAACAACGUGAAAAAAUUGAAAAAUAACGAUAAAAUUCAAACGUGUUCGAGUAGUCGUCGUGAGAAUGAUGAAUCGAAUUUGAUAAAACGGAUUUCAUCGGAAGAAGAAGUGGCACAAGAAAAAGAAAAAAAUUGCAUCAAUUACAAAGUACAAACGGUCGAAGAUAGUCCAUUCAAAAGAAAUAAAUCUCAAUUUUUUUCCGCCGUUGAUAUUUUACAAAUGGCAGAAGUUGAAAACAAAAAAGAUUUUUCAAAUUCAGAGAGCGGUGAAAAAGAGAAAAUAACGAGUAGUAAUAAUAAUAAUAAUAAUAACGAAUCUCCUUCGAAAGAUGAAAAAUCCGGAGGAAGUGAUCGGGCGAACAACAAUGACGUCAUUUCCGAUUCGGUGGGUUUGAAAAAAAAAUCAAAUUUGAUAUUGAAAAAUCCAAUGUACAAGAAAGCUUUGGUCAAAGAUUUGAAAAUAUCGUCGCAAAAAUUAUCUUUCAAAGAUGUCUUCAACGACGUGGAGGAAAAGGAAACCGUGAAAUUUCACUCCAACACGGACGUGAAUAAAUUCGAAAGGUAUUUAAGGAAAAGCAUAAUGAUUCCUCUCGCGAUACAAGAAAAAUUAGCCAACGAUGCUCUCUUGAAUCAUUUAUUGAUACAACUUUAUCGUUACACGAUGACUCAAAUUAUGGUUACCCUCGACGAACAUAUUUAUUUCAACGGAAUUCAACUUUCUUGGUUAAGUUUUUUAAAAGAUUUAGAAACGGCGGAAAAUAUUGAUCAUUUAUAUCAAAAACAUGUUAGUUUUAUAAAAAACGUUGUCGCAAGGUGUUUUUUAUCAAAAGACAGCGAAGAAUUAUUAAAAUGUUUAAAUAACAUAAUCGAAAUAGUAUUGAAAUUUCAUUACACGACCGUAUCCUCACCUUUCGUCAUGUUAAUCGAUGGUAAAUACGAACAUUUAAAAUUUAACGUUUUAAAAAAAAAUUUCAAAGAUUUUUACACGGUCAUGAGAACGUUUCUCAAAAUAUUAAAAAAUAAAGUAGCCGCAAAAGAAAUUCCCAAUUAUCAUUAUGUUUUAAUAGAAAAAUUCAAUUUGAAAUUGGAUUGA
Molecule: messenger RNA, 4176 nt
Organism: Pediculus humanus corporis (human body louse)
Lineage: Eukaryota; Metazoa; Arthropoda; Insecta; Psocodea; Pediculidae
Exons: 6
Coding region: 1-4176 (1391 amino acids)
Molecular function (GO): gamma-tubulin binding
Source: RefSeq, a predicted model, not a curated record